This is a messenger RNA of Colletotrichum orchidophilum, 285 nucleotides long. RefSeq lists its product as uncharacterized. Bases 1 to 285 code for a protein of 94 amino acids. The transcript has a single exon. The record is from RefSeq and is a predicted model, not a curated record. Lineage: Eukaryota; Fungi; Ascomycota; Sordariomycetes; Glomerellales; Glomerellaceae.
AUGGUCGACUUCCCUCCGUCCGAAACGACUGCCCUGGGCGGAGUCGCAGCUGCCUUUGAUGUGCCUCCGCAUUGGCCAGAACCGCCUGGCUUGGCGACCUGCCCGCCCUUGCCUCCCCUCAGCUGUGGGGUCAGCCCCCCGACCGAACUCACUGCCAAAGAGCCUAAGGUACGGAUAGAGGUCGGCACCAGCCUUUUCCCAGGUGGAUCUGGGCCUUGGAUUGGAUCUGGACGGGAGAAGGGGGGCAACGGAGCCAUCGAGCGUGGGGCCGCCGACUCUGCGUAA